AUGCCCACCCCAGCAGAUACCCUCAUCGUCGUGCUCCUCGUCCUCCUCCCGGUCCUGUACUUUUACAAGGACAGCCUCCCGCUCAUCGGAAAGCCCAGCAAGAACUCGGGCGAUCGAGCUGGAGUCAACGGGAAUGGAAGCAAGGGGGGAGUCGAGGAAGAGGGAGAUCCGAGGGAUUGGUUGGAACAGAUGAACAAGGCCAACAAACGAUGUAUCAUGUUCUACGGCUCUCAGACCGGGACGGCCGAAGAAUACGCCAUCAGGCUCGCCAAAGAGGCCAAAUCUAAAUUCGGCAUCUCUUCCCUCGUCUGCGACCCAGAGGAAUACGAUUUCACCAAACUCGACGCCGCUGCUGAAGAGGACAAGGUGGUCUUCUUCCUCAUGGCCACCUACGGAGAGGGAGACCCCACCGACAACGCCCAGCCGUUGGUAGAGUUCCUGAUGGACGACGAGGUGCAGUUCAGUAUGGAGAGGGAAGGAGGGGAGAGGUUGAAAGGGUUGAAGUAUGUCGUCUUUGGUCUGGGGAACCGGACUUAUGAGCACUUUAACGAGGUGGCGAGGAAAUUGGACAAGCGGUUGACAGAGCUCGGAGCGACUAGGGUCGGGGAGAGGGGUGAGGGGGACGAUGACAAGUCUAUGGAAGAGGAUUAUCUGGCUUGGAAGGAUCCCAUGUGGGUGGAUUUCCAGCGGGUCACCGGCAUCGAAGAGGGCGGGAGUGGGGAUGUGGCCGAUUUCGUCGUCCAAGAGUUGAGCGCCGAUGCCGCGGAAAAGGAAAAGGUCUUUCACGGAGAGUUGAGCGCGAGGGCGUUGGCGUUCGUAGGGACUGCGAAUGGAGGCGGACCGACUUCGGGGACGAUCACCAAGACUGGGAUCCCGGAUGCCAAGAACCCUUACCUCGCACCCGUCAAGGUCGCCAGGGAACUGUUCUCGGUCGACUCGGACCGCAACUGUAUCCACGUCGAGUUUGACAUCAAGGACAGCGGGGUCGUCUACCAGACCGGUGAUCACGUCGGGGUCUGGCCUACCAACCCGGACGUCGAGGUGGACAGGAUCUUGUGCGUCCUCGGUCUCGCUGGCGAGGACAAGAGGCACAGGGCUAUCAAGGUGGAGAGUCUCGAUCCGACGUUGGCAAAGAUCCCGUUCCCCACCCCUGCUACGUACGAUGCCAUCUUUAGGCAUUACCUCGAUGUCUCGGCCGUGGCUUCAAGGCAGACUUUGGCGCUCCUCGCUAGGUUUGCGCCGAACGCGGAAGUGGGCGAGAGGUUGUCAAAGCUGGGUACGGACAAGGAUGCCUAUAACAAGCACGUCCAGGGACCCGCUCUCAAGCUAGCCGAGGUCCUCCAGGCUGUAGCCGGGGACGAUCUCCACCAGGUCCCUUCGAUCGGGAACACUACGGUCUGGAAGGACAUUCCGUUUGACAGGAUCAUCUCGGUCAUUCCCAGGUUACAACCCCGGUUCUAUUCCAUCUCUUCUUCGCCCAAGCUUUACCCGGACUCGAUUCACAUUACCGCGGUGGUCUUGAAGUACGAGUCCCAGCCUUCCGAGCACCACGGAGGCAGGUCCAGGUUCGUCUACGGGGUUGGGACGAAUUUCAUCAUGAACGUCAAGAUGGCGCAAGAGGGUCAUGCAGGGAAAGCACCCGUGAUGGCCGAUCAGAGCCAACAGCCCAAUUCGGCCCCGUCGAUCGUACACCCUCAAGCGAGCACGCCCAAGUACAAGAUCUCCGGGCCGAGGGAGCGUCAUUUCAGGGAUGAGAAGUACCUCGUCCCCGUUCACGUCAGGAGGUCUACCUUCAGACUGCCUACUUCGCCCAAGAUUCCGAUCAUCAUGAUCGGACCGGGAACAGGUGUAGCUCCCUUCAGAGGGUUCGUGCAAGAACGUCUCGCUGCCGCCCAGCGGGCGAUCACCAAGGCCGGACCGGGAGCUACGCCCGAAUCGGCCUUGAAGGAUUGGGCAGAGAUGUUCUUGUUCUACGGGUGCAGGAAGGAGGAUGAGGAUUAUCUGUACAGGGACGAGUGGCCAGAGUAUCAGAGGGGUUUGGGGGGCAAGUUGAAUUUGGAAGUCGCUGUUUCGAGGAGCGAGAGGCGGAAGCCUGACGGUAGCAAAGUCUACGUGCAGGAUCUGCUUUGGGACGCGAGGGACAAGCUCGUCCCCCUCAUCCUGGAAAAGAGGGCCUACAUCUACAUCUGCGGAGAUGCCAAGAACAUGGCGCACAGCGUCGAACAAAAGCUCAUGGCCAUGCUCGGCGAGGCCAAGGGAGGAUCCGCCGAGGUCGAGGGCGCGAAAGAGUUCAAGCUGUUGAAGGAGAGGCAGCGACUCUUGCUCGACGUCUGGUCGUAG
Molecule: messenger RNA, 2340 nt
Organism: Filobasidium floriforme
Lineage: Eukaryota; Fungi; Basidiomycota; Tremellomycetes; Filobasidiales; Filobasidiaceae
Product: putative NADPH--cytochrome P450 reductase
Exons: 4
Coding region: 1-2340 (779 amino acids)
Cellular component (GO): cytosol
Molecular function (GO): FMN binding; flavin adenine dinucleotide binding; NADPH-hemoprotein reductase activity
Source: RefSeq, a predicted model, not a curated record